Molecule: messenger RNA, 1071 nt
Organism: Penicillium taxi
Lineage: Eukaryota; Fungi; Ascomycota; Eurotiomycetes; Eurotiales; Aspergillaceae
Product: putative 6-hexanolactone hydrolase
Exons: 4
Coding region: 1-1071 (356 amino acids)
Molecular function (GO): hydrolase activity
Source: RefSeq, a predicted model, not a curated record
AUGGCUACCAAGAAGAUCGAUCCACAGCUAGGGUUUUGGGAGAUUGCAGACCUCCAGCUUGCAAAGCUGUCUAUUUUGGGCGUCACUCUUUAUGCGAGUCUGACGGGUAUCUUCCGGAGUGACAAGUUUCCCAAGAAAUUCAAGCAUCAUGUUAUGGGAGCAUCCAUCCGCGCAAUGAUCGAACGGCUGUCGAAUCGUCAGAUGCAAUACUAUUUCCCCUCCACCCAAGAGCUUUACGCAUCCUGCACAAAGAAGAGAGGUCUCAAACCAGAGGUGAUAUCCCUACCUCACGACGCAGAAGGGUUCUGGCUCGGAAACAAGAAUGCAAAGAAAAUAGUGAUCUACUAUCAUGGUGGUGGAUUCGCGAUGAGUGCUAUACCCUCGCAUCUAGACUUCUGGCUUGACUUUCUUCAGGCCGCCAAGGAUGAUGGCCACGAUGUCGCUGUCUUUUUCUUACACUACUCAUUAACUCCGUCAAGCAAGUAUCCGACACAACUACGUCAGGCAGUCGAGGCAUUACGCUAUAUUGUCACUGACACAGAUUGCUCGCCAAGAAAUGUGGUUGUUGGCGGUGACUCGGCUGGUGGUAAUCUUGCUAUAGCAGUUCUACUCCACCUCUCGCACCCGAACCCAAAAAUUGACCCGCUCCCACUAUCGACACCGCUGGCAGGGGUUUUCUGCCAUGCACCUUGGAUUGACUUCAAAUAUGAUUGGCCAUCUAUGAAAGAGAAUGCAUACAGGGAUAUCAUAACGGCAGUUGGAUUGGAGAAAUGGUCGGGGUCUUACCUGAAUGGGAAGCCCGGGGAUAGUUGGAGCGAGCCGAGCUCUGCGCCGGUGCAAUGGUGGGCUGGUGCAAAGACUGAACAGAUCUUGCUGCUGGCUGGUGGACACGAGAUCUUGCUUUCGUCAAUUGAUGACUUUGCGAAGAAGAUCAAGUCUGUUUUUCCCAAUACAACUUAUAUCGUUGGCCCUGAUGAGUCUCAUGAUGCGCAUCUUUUCUUGGAAGCUAACGCAAAGGAUGGCACGCAUACUUCUAGGGAAGUUCGGAAAUGGGUUCUCUCUCGCUUGUGA